UCUUCCACGGAAAUCGCACUGACUACAACCGACUUGCAUUUGCUUAAAGAGUCUUAAAAAUGUCAUCAAACAGUCAAAUCACAACAAAUGAUGUGCAGGUCAAACUUCCCGAAUGGUUAAAGGCCGAACUUUUUGAGCAGCUGCUUAAAGAUACCUUUCAGGGCUUCAAAGCAAUAAAAUCAUUUAAAGCCAUGCCGGGCACAAAACCUGGUGAUAAUUAUGCCACGGUUAUGCUCCGCAUUGAGCUCGAAGUGGAACUAAGAGAUGACACAACCAAAUCAAUAUCGUAUAUGCUGAAAAUACCGCACGUUUCGGACUCAUAUCAGGAAACCCUUGGGAAGAACAAGUUUAGCAUAUUCGAUAUGGAACGGGAUAUGUUCAUGAUAUAUGUGCAGGAGUUUAAGCAGCUUUAUAGCAAUGUUGGCUUAGAGGUUGAGUUUGGUGCUAAGUGCUAUAAACUUGACAUACCAUAUGAGCACGUACUACUAGAGGAUCUGAAACCAAAAGGAUUUCAAUCGGUCCAUCGCCAGGCAGGGGUGGAUGAGGAGCAUACCCUGUGCCUGCUCACAAAACUCGCGCAAUGGCAUGCCGCUUCGGCUGUUCGGGUAGACACAAUUGGACCCUAUCCCGUCCACAUGUCCGAGAGUGUUUUUAACGAGGAUGGCAAAGAUUUCAUAAGCAAACUGACAGAUAACAUGAUACCUUACGUUCUGAAGUCCCUGAAAACAAUCGAAGGACAUGAGGCCUACUACGAUGAUAUCAAAAAUAUGGCUGGUCACAUUACAGCAAAAAUUCUACAAGUCGGCGCUGUCGAUCCAAACGAGUUCAAUGUGUUGAACCACUCUGAUUGCUGGCUGAGCAACAUAAUGUUCCUCUAUGAUAGAGCAACGGGAAAACUAUUAGAUUCUUAUCUCGUUGACUAUCAAAUGUGUAAAUAUGGCAGCGUUGCAUUCGACUUACUUUAUUUCCUGUUAUCAUCGCCGAAAUUGGAGCUUAAGUUAAACAAAUUUGAUUAUUUUAUAAAACAAUAUUACGACCAGUUGAUAAAGCACUUGAAGCUAUUGAACUACAGCAAAAAACUACCCAGUCUUAUAGACAUACACACGUCACUCAUAAAAAAUGGUAUUUGGGGGUAUUGGACGGUGUGUGGUGUCAUGGCUGGCAGUUUACUGGAGGACACCCAAACCGCAAGCUUUGAUAACUUAUUUUCCAAUACGCCAGAGGCUGAGGAAUUUAGAACCCUCUUAUACUCCGGAAAGAUAUAUAAAGAGCAUUUAAAGCUUGUCCUGCCUUGGCUACAAAAUCGCGGUGCUUUUCAAACUGAGCUUAGAUAAAAAAUAAGUGCUAUCAAUAAAGUUACU
This is a messenger RNA of Drosophila novamexicana, 1361 nucleotides long. RefSeq lists its product as uncharacterized. NCBI's taxonomy places the organism in Eukaryota, Metazoa, Arthropoda, Insecta, Diptera, Drosophilidae. The record is from RefSeq and is a predicted model, not a curated record. The transcript is spliced from 3 exons. The coding region runs from base 60 to 1334 and encodes 424 amino acids.